UUGGUUUUAUCGCAUAGUAAUCAUUCACGAAGUGUUUAUUCAGUACUCGAAGGCUGUAACUAUAGCAACUUUAGCAACCAUGGUUUUAUAAAUAGCUCACGAAGGUUCUCAACCACUAACUCGGACAGCACACAUGUUGAGAAUAUUAAUGCUAAAGAGGAUGCCGUCGUUAAAAUGGGAGACUUCAGUUCUCUGGACUUGAAUCUGAGACAGUUGUGUAGAGUGUCGCACCAAAAUUUUCUGGUUUACGCGUACAAUCACUUCGACUUCGACACAAUCAUAAAAAUAAAUAACCAAGUGCUGGCUCCAUACCAGACGUACCACAGAAAGAAGACAGAGGACCACAGAAGGAAAUAUUUGGCAAAGUUCCUCAAGUGUAUAGCGAAGCACAAGCCGGAAAGUGACCACGAAAUGCUGGCAGAGCUGUUGAUAAGAUGCAUAGACUUGCUGACAUCGCACGACAUGUACUCGAUGUUGAGAGUGAGGUACAUCUUGAACUACGAUAACUCGUUUGAAACGUUGAGGUCGUCAAGAGGAAUUGACACGCUGGAAAAGUUCACGAAUGUGCAAAAGGCGAAGGAGAUAAGAGAUAAGGUGCUGGAGGAGAAGGCGUCGAAAAAUAAGACAGCAAAAAGAAAUCUGCUGAUGAGAUACCUGAAGAUAAAUAAACUAAAGUUCCUUAGGGAUCAAAAUAUAACGAAAGCAGUGUAUGAAGCGAACAUAGACUGGAACGAUGAAAAUAUAAAUAAAACGGAAAUGGAAGAAUCGAGAUUUGCAUUCAUAUAUAACCUGCCGUACAUAGAAAUGGAGUACCUAAAUGAUGGGUUAAAGAAGCUGCUGUCAAAUUUUGGAAAGGUUAAGAGGAUGGAGGUCAUAAAGGACAGAGUGCCUCCUCUGACGAGUUACCAAAGGCCGAACGUAAAUAGUAAAAAAGUAACAUAUCAGCCAAAGAAUAAAUACUCGCCACUGCACGCAAUAGUAGAGUUUGAAAGCAAGGAGGAAAGAAAUGAGCUGUGCAGCAAGAACCUGAGAGUGUUUGGGAUUUUGUUUUUUGGAAGGCUGAUAUACCCGGAGCUCGCAGAGUAUAAGCACAGCCUGAUAACGGCGUUAUAUCCGCCUUUUAAGAGAAUGACAGGAGCACUGCAAUACAUCGCAAACACACUGGUGGAUGCAAACGACGAGUACAACGACGAAGAUCAGUCGCACGGUAAGGACUGGUACAUAAAUAAGCUUUUAGAAUUUAGCACCUGUAAAAUUACGCCAUUCACGAGGAGGAAGAAAAAACAUGGCAGUCAGUUAGUAGUAACGGCAGAGAAACAUAGUAAAGGCACAAGUACGGAGGAAGAUGGCAAUAAGCAAAUAAGAGAUAACCACAUUGAUACAUCGAUGAUAGAAGAUAUAAAAAAGGAUACACUGGGAGAUCUGGAGCCGCAGUGGAUAGUGCUGAGGUUCAACAACUUCAAGCACGCGUACUACGCGAGGCAGAAGCUGGUGGAACAGCUGAAGUACGAGCCGAGAAGCUUCGUCUCAUUUGAUACGAAACGAUCUGUGUUCCACAACGGGAAGUACAUGGACCUGCCACUUUUCCGCUACAACCAGGAAAACGAAACGGAUAUAACGUAUUCAAACCUAAGUAGGAUGAAUCAGGAAGCGGAAUAA
This is a messenger RNA of Theileria orientalis strain Shintoku, 1659 nucleotides long. RefSeq lists its product as uncharacterized. NCBI's taxonomy places the organism in Eukaryota, Apicomplexa, Aconoidasida, Piroplasmida, Theileriidae. Gene Ontology annotation, molecular function: RNA binding. The transcript has 7 exons. The record is from RefSeq and is a predicted model, not a curated record.